Molecule: messenger RNA, 1266 nt
Organism: Pseudogymnoascus destructans
Lineage: Eukaryota; Fungi; Ascomycota; Leotiomycetes; Thelebolales; Thelebolaceae
Exons: 2
Coding region: 339-968 (209 amino acids)
Source: RefSeq, a predicted model, not a curated record
CAAUUUGGAACACCAGAGAUGGUUCAUGGCCAAUAAGAGGUAGGAGGCUGGACUGGUCAUAUAUUCGUCCUUCACAUGCGUCUAUAAACAUUGCUGUCCGUUGUUGUUUAGUACCUUACCCUCAUUCUGGAGUACAGCCUGCCUAAUAGCUAUAAUGUAGCGAACAGAAAGAGCCCCCCCCGCCAUUGAGUUGCUAACAUGGCGAGACAUGUGAAUAGCUUCCUUACAGGCCACACAAGUAUCAACCCUUCACACUAUUCACUCCAUGUUCCAGCAUGAGCACCUGCCACCAUAAACCAUCAACCGAAGACGUGCUCUAACCUUCAACCUCAUCACUCAUGCCCAAAAAAAUGGCACUCAAACCAGCAGUCACGCCCUUGACCCAAGAUGAAUUCAGAAAGAAAUGCGAUAGCCAGGUCGUCACCAUCUACGCUGGUCGUGAUUGUCAGUCCCCGUUCACACUUCCCAAAGACCUGAUCUGCUACUACUCUCGCAUCUUCGCACAUUACUUCAACGGCACCUCUGCGCAAGCUCUGUCUGGCUUCUUGAAUCUACCAGCUGUUGAUCCCAAGUUGUUCGCUGUGCUGAUCGACUACGUCAAGCACGGGUCUGCUACUUUCCCUUACAGUUUAGCUGGGGUUUGGGGACGAGAGGGUGAUGGUGCUGUGGCGGCGGCAUAUCAAGUGAUCAGUGACUGCGUUAGAGCUCUCACGGCAUUCCUGCAUCUCUGCGCAGCAUACGAUGUCCACGAGGCAGGGGUAGCGAUAUACGAGCCCCUCACCAUGUGCGUCUGUCUGGCACAGAGCUAUGGUAUCGGCAUCAAGAGGAUCCUGACGGAUGGUUUUAUUGACAUUGUUCUUGAAACUCUGCCUGAUCUGCCGGGCGGAAAUCCUGUGCUUGUUUUGUUAGCUGAGGCGCGCAUUUCCGAUACAGUGAUCAAUCGUCAUCUGCUUUCCACGCGAGAGUGAUCGGAGAAGGAGGUUGGCGUGAGGGCCAAGAAGGACGAGUAUGAUAGGAUGGGACUGAUGCUGGCAUCACGACAUCAUGAGGACUAUGAGCAGUGCUUGUGGAUAAUGGAGGACUAACAACAGCUGUUGGGGGUUGCUGUGGCAUUAUAUCAACCGACCAAGCAAAGCUAGAUAUAUGAGGCAGAUUUAUAACCUGACUUCUCUCCAUCUGUUCGCGACUGUGCGUCGGCUGCCUCGUCGUGGUUAGUUUUGCGUCAGAUUCCCAUUGAUAAACUACACAGCAAUAUUAUAAUAUUCA